AAACUGACAGCAAAAAUGAAGAGCUGCUGGAAAAUUCCAGUUUUCUUCUUUGUAUGCAGUUUCCUGGGACCCUGGGCAUCAGCGACUGUCAAGCGUCGCCCAAGGUUCCCUGUCAAUUUGAAUUCUAAUGGUGGAAAUGAACUCUGUCCAAAGAUCAGGAUUGGCCAAGAUGACUUACCAGGGUUUGACCUGAUUUCUCAGUUUCAGAUAGAUAAAGCAGCAUUUAGAAGAGCUAUCCAGAGGAUAGUGGGAUCUACAACAUUACAAGUGGCUUACAAGUUGGGAAAUAAUGUAGACUUCAGAAUUCCAACCAGGCGUUUAUAUCCCAGUGGACUGCCUGAAGAAUACUCCUUUUUAACUACUUUUCGGAUGAAUGGAAGCACACUUGAAAAGAACUGGAACAUUUGGCAGAUUCAGGAUUCCUCAGGGAAGGAGCAGGUUGGAGUGAAGAUUAAUGGCCAAACAAAAUCUGUUGCAUUUUCAUACAAAGGAUUGGAUGGAAGUCUCCAAACCGCUGUCUUUUCAAAUUUGCCUUCCUUGUUUGAUUCCCGGUGGCAUAAGAUCAUGAUUGGUGUGGAAAGGAAUAGUGUUACUCUUUUCAUUGACUGCAAUAGGAUUGAAUCCUUACCUAUAAAGCCAAGAAGCCAAAUUGAUAUUGAUGGCUUUGCUGUGCUGGGGAAACUUGUAGAUAAUCCUCAAGUUUCUGUUCCGUUUGAACUUCAAUGGAUGCUGAUCCAUUGCGACCCUCUGCGGCCCAGGAGAGAAACUUGCCAUGAACUUCCAGUCAGAGUAACACCCAGCCAGACCACCGACGAGAGAGGCCCCCCGGGCGUUCAGGGCCCUCCGGGGCCUCCGGGCCCCCCUGGAGUUCCCGGCAUCGAUGGUAUCGACGGUGACCGAGGUCCAAAGGGUCCACAGGGCCCAGCGGGCCCCGCUGGAGAACCAGGAAAACCAGGAGCUCCAGGCAAGCCCGGCACGCCAGGCGCGGACGGAUUAACAGGGCCUGAUGGAUCCCCUGGUUCCAUUGGACCGAGAGGACAGAAAGGAGAACCUGGUGUGCCAGGAUCUCGUGGAUUUCCAGGUCGUGGUAUUCCUGGACCCCCAGGUCCUCCUGGGGCAGUAGGACUCCCUGGAGAACUUGGCCACGUUGGACCAAUUGGUGACCCUGGGAGAAGAGGACCACCUGGCCCCCCCGGUCCCCCAGGACCCAGCGGAGCAAUUGGCUUUCAUGAAGGAGACCCAUUGUGUCCUAAUUCCUGUCCACCAGGUCGCUCAGGAUAUCCAGGCCUACCAGGCAUGAGGGGUCAUAAAGGGGCUAAAGGAGAAAUUGGUGAACCAGGACGACAAGGCCACAAGGGUGAAGAAGGUGACCAGGGGGAAUUGGGGGAAGUAGGAGCUCAAGGACCUCCGGGAGCUCAAGGUUUGAGAGGCAUCACUGGCAUAGUUGGGGCCAAAGGGGAAAAAGGUGCUCGGGGCUUAGAUGGUGAACCUGGGCCUCAGGGUGUUCCUGGUGCAUCUGGUGAUCAGGGACAAAGAGGACCUCCAGGAGAAGCAGGUCCCAAGGGCGAUAGAGGCCCUCAAGGUUCUAGAGGAAUUCCUGGCCUCCCUGGGCCCAAAGGAGACACGGGCUUGCCAGGCGUGGAUGGCCGUGACGGGAUACCUGGAAUGCCUGGAACAAAGGGUGAACCAGGGAAACCUGGGCCUCCUGGUGAUGCAGGAUUGCAGGGAUUACCUGGUGUACCUGGAAUUCCUGGUGCAAAGGGCAUUGCUGGUGAAAAAGGUAACACAGGUGCUCCAGGAAAGCCUGGUCAAUUGGGAUAUUCAGGCAAACCGGGUCAACAGGGGCCUCCAGGCGAGGUGGGACCCCGAGGACCUCGGGGGCUUCCCGGCAGUCGAGGGGAAACAGGACCAGUAGGACCCCCAGGCCUACCAGGUAAACUGGGUUCUCUUGGUAGUCCUGGCCUCCCUGGCUUGCCUGGCCCCGCUGGACUUCCUGGGAUGAAAGGUGACAGGGGUGUAGUCGGUGAAUCUGGUCCAAAGGGUGAACAGGGUGCCUCUGGUGAAGAAGGUGAAACAGGAGGAAGGGGCGAACUUGGAGAUAUAGGAUUACCUGGAUCAAAGGGAUCUAUGGGUAACCCUGGGGAGCCUGGCUUGAGAGGGCCUGAAGGAAGCCGGGGGCUUCCUGGAGAGGAGGGACCAAGAGGACCGCCUGGACCACGAGGCAUGCAGGGACAGCAGGGUGCCACCGGCCUGCCGGGCAUCCAGGGACCUGCGGGUAGAGCACCGACAGAUCAGCACAUUAAACAGGUUUGCAUGCGAGUCAUGCAAGAGCAUCUUGCGGAGAUGGCUGCUAGUCUCAAGCGCCCUGACUCAGGUGCCACUGGCCUCCCUGGGAGUCCAGGACCCCCUGGGGCUCCUGGAGCUCCAGGAGAGAAUGGUUUCCCAGGCCAGGUGGGACCUCGUGGCCUCCCAGGUAUUAAAGGCCCCCCUGGUGCUCUUGGUCUGAGGGGACCUAAAGGUGACCUGGGAGAAAAGGGGGAGCGUGGCCCUCCAGGAAGAGGUCCCAAAGGUUUGCCUGGAGCUAUAGGACUCCCAGGUGAUCCAGGCCCUGCCAGCUAUGGGAAAAAUGGCCGGGAUGGCGAGCGAGGCCCCCCAGGAGUGGCAGGAAUUCCUGGUGUCCCCGGUCCCCCAGGCCCUCCUGGCCCUCCUGGUUUCUGCGAGCCAGCCUCCUGCAUCCUGCAAGCUGGUCAGCAAGCGUUUAGCAAAGGGCCCGAUCAGUGAAAGGCUUAGUGCUGCAUGGCUGUCUGCACAUGCCAUGCCUGGCAAAGGACCUUGGAGGAGAAACACCACCUGAAGCCGGGGCUAAAGAUGACAGUGUAUAUUACCUUCAAUAUUGUUACAGAGAUCCUACUUGACAAUCAGAUUUAGAAUGAUGGUGCUAUUCAGUAAAUCCUCUUUCCUUUCCCUUGGAGGGAAGAUGGCAGAGUAAUCAGAACAAAAACCUCCCUUUAAAUAAAUUUAUAAUCCUGUUCCCAGGAUCUUGAACUUUAGUGUGCUAUACAUAUGUGAUAUACCUUGGGCCACUGUGCCAAUAAAUAAGAACAACGGUUUGGUUGCCCUCAGUUGCAGUAGUUAUUUUCUUUUUCUAUUUAAAUGUUGUUCUCAGAUCAUGGUUUCAGCUAUAUAGAGGUCUACUGGACUAGUUAUGAAGAAACUCCACUACAUUCAAUAAAAUUGGUGCUAACAGUCCCCACCAAUGUGCUUCCUGGAGUUACAAUGGUUUUCUUACAUUACAUGUUGGUUCCAUACUCCGCCCAAAAUUCUGGUGAAAUGUGCUGUAUCCCAAACCCAUUUUGAGGCUUUCCUUGUGGAAGCAAAGAAGGAAUUUUAAUAUCCUGGCAUUCAUAAGUUUUUUUGAUAAGAUUAUUUAUUUUAAAGGUUUGAGGUAACAUCUCUGGUUGUACCAAAGAAGAAAUAAAUAUGGUUUCUGAAUCUC
Choloepus didactylus (southern two-toed sloth) is the source of this 3496-nucleotide messenger RNA. RefSeq names its product collagen type IX alpha 1 chain (gene COL9A1). The record is from RefSeq and is a predicted model, not a curated record. The transcript is spliced from 38 exons. NCBI's taxonomy places the organism in Eukaryota, Metazoa, Chordata, Mammalia, Pilosa, Megalonychidae. The coding region runs from base 16 to 2781 and encodes 921 amino acids.